Acanthaster planci (crown-of-thorns starfish) is the source of this 2409-nucleotide messenger RNA. Its product is annotated as coelenterazine h 2-monooxygenase-like. Gene Ontology annotation, molecular function: catalytic activity. NCBI's taxonomy places the organism in Eukaryota, Metazoa, Echinodermata, Asteroidea, Valvatida, Acanthasteridae. The record is from RefSeq and is a predicted model, not a curated record.
UUGCAUUAUUUUUUCAUUAAGUUCUACACAAACCUGGCUUUAUCAAAGGAGGUCGAUGGAAUAAAGAUAAACCUCCUACCUACAUGCAUACAUCAUGGGGAAUAAAACAUGCAUACAUGUACUUCUAGUCAACUCGGCCAAAGUACAAGUGCGCAGUGUUGAAGUAUCGAUUUCUCAGUACAAAAACAAUUAUUCGGGAAUCACUUUACUUGUAAAAUGGUGUUCAGUGGGAUAUGGGAAGUCAUCAUUACGUGAGACUUUGUGACAGGUUCUGCUCAGAGCUUUUCAACACUAUUUUUCACACGAAAAAAAAUUCACUGCUGUUAAUGCAAGGCAGUGUUGUUAUUAUUCGAAAUCGAUACUGAAUUUUACUGAAAGUAUUGACAUGAAAGUAGUAGAAUCGAGGUUCGUCAGUCCAUUCCACGAUGGCGUCUAGAAUUCGUGUGCUUUCGAAUCUGUUGGGAUUUCUGCACCCGAAUAACGCCCCUGCCUCUGUGGCUGGCAAGCAGUUGUCCAGUGCAGCUCCCCACAUUACUAAGGCAGAUGACUGGUGGGGGAAAUGCAACCGUAUACAGAUUCUCGACGGAGAAAUGAGCUAUUACGACUCGGACCCCGGUCAGACGAAGUCUCGCGAUGCUGUGGUGUUCCUUCACGGCAACCCAACGUCGUCUUUCCUGUGGCGCAACGUGAUUCCUCACGUCGAAGGAUCGCAGAGAUGCCUUGCUCCCGAUCUGAUCGGUAUGGGGCGAUCCAGCAAGCUGCCAAUUACCUACAAGUACAAAGAUCACUACAGGUACCUGUCAGCCUGGUUUGAUGCUGUGAAUCUGCCUCCAAAGGUGUCUAUCGUGUGUCAUGAUUGGGGGUCUGGACUUGGCUUCCAUUGGUGCCACAUGCAUCCAGAUCGCGUCAAAUCCAUCAUUCACAUGGAGAGCAUUGUAGCCACAGUGCCCGACUGGAGUGUCUUCCCAGAGAUCGCCCGCAAGAUGUUUCAGAGUCUGCGGUCCGACGCUGGAGUGGACAUGGUCUUGGAAAACAACCUCUUUGUGGAGCUUCUUCUCCCAAGGUCCAUCAUCCGUGAACUGAGCGAUGAUGAGAUGGAAGCCUACCGUGAACCGUUCCGUAAUCCUGGCGAGGAUCGCCGGCCGACGCUGACCUGGCCACGUGAGAUUCCCAUUGAGACUGACGGACCACAAGAUGUGGUUGCCAUUGUCAACGCUUACCAUGAUUGGCUGUCACAGUCGGCCAACAUCCCCAAGCUGUUUAUUGAUGCAGACCCAGGAUUCUUCUCUCCAACGAUCCGCAUUGCAUGCCGCAAUUGGCCCAAUCACAAGAUGGUCCAAGCCAAGGGCUACCAUUUCCUUCAGGAAGAUUCUGCUGAUGAGAUUGGCAGAGCAAUCCAUCAAUUCCUGUCUGAACUGUAGAUUGAAUGUUUAAUCAGCUCCAAGAGCUUUGUGCAGCUGCAAAAUGAUUUUUUUUUUUGCUAAGGAAGAGAUUGUUUGGGUUCGUGACAAUUCAUAGGGAUAGUGGCCCUAUACCUCAACAUCUUGAAUUGGAACUUUUCGGAAGUAGAUCAAAUUUUUCAGGAGGCACUUUUCACAAGCCCCACUCCACCCCAAUUUACACUUAAUGUAGAGAUGUGAGCAACUGCAAAGAGAGUAGGUCAUCGAUGCUUUUGUUGUUGUAUGCAGCCCAUUAAUUGUGAAUGUGCGUAAUUUUUUCAUUUAAACCAGACAGGAGAGAAGAUUAGCAUAAAUAUUCAUGAGACACGUUCAGUGCCCAACUUUCUGUGGACCAUUAAAGAAAAUGUAAUUUGUGAGCUGCCUAUAUCCACUUUUCUUUGUGAUGUGUAAUACUGUUGACUAGGGCAGUUGUGCUAAUAUCUUGGCAGUUAAUUUUUGCAAGCAGAACAGAUUUUGAGCCAAAUUACAUGAUACUGUCUACUGUAAAUUGAGUAAUUUGCCAACUGUAACUCAAGUUCCCCAAAUAUUGUUGGAUCAACUUUUAGUAGGUGGGCAAAAAUAAUUUUGCAAGCAGUGAUAAGUUUGGGCAUUGCAGUAGAUUUUAGAGGUGCUUGUUAUCACUUUCGAUGAAUUCAUUAUGAAAACUAAAACUAGAAAAUUUGUGAUUUUUGCUAAAAUACUGAAUCGUAUGGAAAUAUUGAAUCUGAAAUGGUUUGUAAAUCUGAACUUGACUGCACAGGUCAUAAAAUGAUAUUAAGGAGCUGGCCAAAGGCUCAUUUUUGUAAGCUUCUGCAGCAGUAAUUUUAAGUUGGUCACUUGAAUAUCAUAUUGAUGUUUGUAAGGGCAUUUAAUGGCUGAAAAUACUUUUGCACUCAUCAGUUUGUAAUUAAUUGAGUCUCAAAAUUGUGUUUAAUGACAGUUGCAUUAAAAAUCUGUUGAGUCUUUGAAA